UUCAGUGGUUCCCAAACUGGGGGCCAUGGCCCCCUGGGGGGCCAUAUAGCAGAAUGUAGGGGGCCAUAAUCUGAGUCUAUGCAUAAAUAAAACCAAAGGAGUUUAGCGGGUAGGUAGCCAGUGGAGGGAACUUACAGGUUCAGUACAGGUUUGUGCAAUGCCUUGCUGCCAGACACAUGGGUAAUACGUCCCUUUUUUUCUUUUUAUCUGAUUCUGUGUUCUUGACAUAAAACAAGACAUGGGGAUGUAUUAGGGAAGCAAGAUAAUUUUAACUCAACAUAAUUCUAAUCUAAGGCUUCCUAAGCUGUGUAUUCUGUAUGAUAACCUGGUCUUGAAUCUUACGUAUCAGCAAGGAUGUUCAUAUUAUUCAGUUAACCAGACAUUCACAGUUACAACAUUGAUCACCGUGUGUGCCUCCCCAUAUAAUCAGUUUCCUCCCACCUGUGAAUACUUCAGUAUUAUAUGAACUUAAGCCAACAUCAAUACCACUUUAAUGGUAAGUAAGCCCUGCAUCAUGAAGUAUAUUAAGAAGGUAAAUAAUAUCUGCUGUAUUUAUGCACAUUCUAUAACUUUUUUGUAACGUUAAAUCUAACUUCCUUUCUACCUCAUAUUUAUCAUUUUAUUAUUCUAAUCAUGGGUGAUGACAUAUGUUUGCGGUGUUAGAAAUAGCAGUUUUUUGUUUGUGCAUUGCAGGUACAGUGAUGGCUUCUAAUAAGAAACGCAACUAUGAUGACAACUACCUGGAUUUUGGAUUUACAAGCAUCACUGAUAAAGGUGUAGUGAAGCCUCAGUGUGUGAUUUGUCACAAAAUACUCACAGCUGAAUCACUAAGGCCCAGUAAGCUUAGAUUACAUCUGGAAACCAAGCAUCCUCAACAUGUUGGCAAAGAUCGUUCCUUCUUUAGUCGACAAGAAUUGAACAUGAAGAGACAGCGACUUGAUGCCAGUGGUUCCUUUCAUCAACAAAAUGCUGCCGUAGUGGAGGCAUCAUUUCUUGUAGCCCUUGAAAUAGCAAAGAAAAAGAAGCCUCACACAAUUGGGGAGGAAUUAAUUUUGCCAUGUGCCAAAACAAUGGUAAAGCUUGUUUUGGGUGAGAAAAGUGCUGAAAAGCUGAAUGCUAUUUCACUCUCAAAUAAUACAGUGCAACGCCGAAUCUCCCAAAUAUCUGAUGACAUCAGAGAGCAGGUGAUACAGGAAAUCAAAAGAGCUGGAUUAUUCAGUAUUCAACUCGAUGAGUCCACUGACGUCCAGUCCUGCUCACAACUCCUGGCUUUUGUAAGGUAUGUUCAUGAUGAGGAUCUGAAGGAGGAAUUCUUGUUUUGUGAGCCUCUUGAACAAUCUACAAAAGGUGAAGAUGUAAUGCAGAAACUUACAGAAUUCUUUGAAUCUGAAGGUCUUGACUGGGGCAAUCUUUGUGGGAUAUGCACAGACGGGGCUCCAGCCAUGUUGGGUUCUCAGUCAGGUUUUGUUACAAGAGUUAUACAAAAAGCACCAAAUGCUAUCCCUCUUCACUGCAUGAUCCACAGGCAAGCUCUUGCAUCAAAAACGCUACCCUCAGAAUUACAGGACACUCUGAAUACAAUUAUAAAGACAGUUAACUUUGUAAAAGGUAGUGCUCUUAACACACGCCUUUUCAAGAGACUCUGCCAAGAUAUGGAUGCAGCUCAUGAGACCCUCCUAUUUCAUACAGCAGUUCGCUGGCUAUCAAAAGGAAAUGUAGUUCAACGUGUAUUUGAGCUCAGAGAAUCUCUGAGAUCAGCCUCUUUCUCAGAAUACAGAACAAGCAAGAUUUGCUGUCAGCAUGGUCUGCAGAUAGCUUCGAAAUACGGCUAGCCUAUCUUGUUGACAUAUUUAGACAGUUGAACACACUGAACCUGGAACUCCAAGGGAAAGGAAGCUUGAUAAUCGAUUUUGUGGACAAAAUCAAAGCUUUCAUUCGUAAGAUGGAGAAUUGGAGGCGCAAAGUUGGAAUGGGAAACUUGGCAAUGCUGGAGACAGUGUCAGAAAUUGUAGAGAAGUGUGAUGCUGCUACGCAGAACUUGAUUACCCAACAUCUUGAGGCCUUGGAAGGGGAGUUUAAAAGAUACUUCCCAGAUAUCCAAAGCCUAACUUCUCGGCUAGUAAGGGCCCCCUUCACUGCUGCAGUGACAUGCAUUCCUGAUGACAAUGAUGAUGGCCAAACUGAGCUGUUGACACUUCAGGAGGAUUCAGGAGCUAAGAUGAAGUUUGAAACUGAAUCUCUCACAGUAUUUUGGUCAUCAAUGGCAGCUUCAUACCCAAACUUAUGUGACUUAGCUUUUCGCCACCUCCUACCAUUUUCAUCAACUUAUUCCUGCGAGGCUGCAUUCUCUCAACUACUCCACAUUAAAACGAAAUAUCGCAACAGACUUGAAGUGAAGCAUGACCUACGGUGUGCUUUAAGUGAAACAAAACCAAGAAUCAAGAAGCUUGUUGAUAAUCUGCAACAUCACCCUUCACACUGAGUGGAAUGGGGAUUCAAAAGUGAAGGAAACAUGAACGUGGCAUGAACGUUCAGAAGCAAAUGGUCUGGGAGGAGGUGGGUGUGUGGCCACUGAAGGCCAUGGUUGUGGCAGUUAAUUAUGACUCCCUAUGAUAGCAUUUCAUUUCAGAAUUACAAAGUUAUCAGAUUUGUAAGAUUCAAAGAUCAGAUCACAUUGCGUGGGAUUAAUACACUUUUUCAAUCCAGUGGAAUUUCUUUGUUUCUUAUUUUUUUUGCUUAUUGCUGAAACAGCUUUUCACAAUAAUGC
Molecule: messenger RNA, 2767 nt
Organism: Eriocheir sinensis (Chinese mitten crab)
Lineage: Eukaryota; Metazoa; Arthropoda; Malacostraca; Decapoda; Varunidae
Product: protein ZBED8-like
Exons: 1
Coding region: 648-1832 (394 amino acids)
Source: RefSeq, a predicted model, not a curated record